Penicillium nucicola is the source of this 348-nucleotide messenger RNA. RefSeq lists its product as uncharacterized. The transcript is spliced from 2 exons. Bases 1 to 348 code for a protein of 115 amino acids. NCBI's taxonomy places the organism in Eukaryota, Fungi, Ascomycota, Eurotiomycetes, Eurotiales, Aspergillaceae. The record is from RefSeq and is a predicted model, not a curated record.
AUGAUGACCAAGACAAUCACCCUCCUCUCCGCCCUGACAGUGGCAGCAGUCGCAAACCCCACAAUUGGAUACGCAGGCUAUUACUAUGCCGACUGCGCCGUCCCAAGCAUCGACGCUACGAAUGCCUAUGCCGGAUCCUGCAUCAACGUCGAGAACUUCCCCAUCAAAUCUUUCACUGCCUACGUCGAGUCUGGCUCCUGCGCUGAUGGCACCUCCGCCGUGUUGAGCACAUACACUGCCGCUAGUUGCGACGAAUCGACCCUCUUUGAGACGUUCAGUGUGGAUAGCGUGAAGCAAUGCUUUGAGGCUGAUGUUACUCUUGUCAGUAUCAAGGCUGAGUGUGUUUAA